AGUCCCAACAACCAACAAUGAUUCACCGAAUCAAAUAGGUGGUGAUGCUCCAGCAUCUAGCUAGUAUAUAUCCAUACCACCUCCUCCUCUCUCCUUCCUCUCCAUUUCCCCAAGGUGCCGACCUCACCCACCCCCUGCAGCCUCAAGCUCAGCGGCCGCCUCAUGGCUCAUCAUGCGACGGACGUCCAUCAAUGGCUCUCCGCCACGGGUGCGCUCCUGGAUGAAGACACUUCGCUAUGGCUGUCGCCGGGAGAUAACCCGGCUGAUGGUGGAUUGCUCAUUGGAUCAAAUGGAGACACAUAUUAUAUGCCACCCGUGUACGCUGCUGCUGGUAGUAAAGAGAAAGGAAAGAAAAAAGAGAUUGCUGCCAUGUUCUGCCACUGUAUUCUGAACGACUUCGUGACUAUGUUUAGGUGGAAAUCCUUGAGCAUUGAGAGUGACCCUUCAGUAUACAAGCUUAUCUUCUGUUUACAAAUAAUAGCUUGCUACUGCCAUUAUUAACAAAUGGUUAUUGUGUUU
Molecule: messenger RNA, 519 nt
Organism: Hordeum vulgare subsp. vulgare (domesticated barley)
Lineage: Eukaryota; Viridiplantae; Streptophyta; Magnoliopsida; Poales; Poaceae
Exons: 3
Coding region: 163-501 (112 amino acids)
Source: RefSeq, a predicted model, not a curated record